Messenger RNA from Pipistrellus kuhlii (Kuhl's pipistrelle), 872 nucleotides. It is a transcript of the gene BEX3, whose product is annotated as brain expressed X-linked 3. Bases 283 to 621 code for a protein of 112 amino acids. The transcript is spliced from 2 exons. The record is from RefSeq and is a predicted model, not a curated record. Lineage: Eukaryota; Metazoa; Chordata; Mammalia; Chiroptera; Vespertilionidae. Gene Ontology annotation, cellular component: cytosol; cytoplasm. Gene Ontology annotation, molecular function: signaling receptor binding. Gene Ontology annotation, biological process: signal transduction.
GUGCAUGCUGGGCCCUGGAGCACAAACCGGAGGAGGGGGUAGUAUGUGCGGGUGCAUGAGCAGGGGGAGGGGACGCGCGCUCGUGCUGCACUGGCCUCAGGAGUUGGGGGGCUAGCUCCUCGGUGACGCGAGGCCUCACGUGACGGAGCUGCGGAGGCAGCAGCCUCGGAGCGGCGGCCGUCACUCCCUCUGGGUACCAGCUCCCUCCCGCUGCCCGCGCCGGCGGCUGGCAUCGGGCCCGGAUCAGCGCGGCGGAGAAACAAUCAGGAAAAAAAUCUCAUCAUGGCAGAUAUCCACCACGAAAACGAGGAGAUGGAGCAGCCCGUGCGGAAUGGAGAGGAAGACCGCCCUCUGGGAGGGGGCGAAGGCCACCAGCCAGCGGGACACAACAGACGGGGACAGGCCCGCCGACUGGCCCCUAACUUCCGAUGGGCCAUACCCAAUAGGCAGGCCAAUGAUGGGAUGGGCGGAGAUGGAGAUGAUAUGGAAAUGUUCAUGGAAGAGAUGAGAGAAAUCAGGAGAAAACUUAGGGAGCUGCAAUUAAGGAAUUGCCUGCGUAUCCUUCUGGGGGAGCUCUCGAAUCACCAUGACCAUCAUGAUGAAUUUUGCCUUAUGCCUUGAUUCCUGCCAUUUUUUUAAUGAGAUUAAUACUGUGAUUCCCACUGUUGUUCUCAUUUUCCUUGCGUUUUCUGAUAUGCCUUUACUUGAUCUGUUUGCUAUGAACCUUAUGUAAUUUCCAUGUGUCAGGUGGGUUCUGUGUUACCAGCUUCUAAUUGGAGAUUGCCUUGGCACACAGUCUUAAGUUUCUGUCAACAGUAGUUUCACCCAUUUGCAUGGAAAAAUGUAAAGUUAAUAAAGCAAUUAAAAAGCAA